This is a messenger RNA of Caenorhabditis briggsae, 1104 nucleotides long. It is a transcript of the gene Cbr-srp-1, whose product is annotated as Protein CBR-SRP-1. The record is from RefSeq and is a predicted model, not a curated record. The transcript has 5 exons. The coding region runs from base 1 to 1104 and encodes 367 amino acids. Gene Ontology annotation, molecular function: serine-type endopeptidase inhibitor activity. Lineage: Eukaryota; Metazoa; Nematoda; Chromadorea; Rhabditida; Rhabditidae.
AUGAGCUUCUCGCUCGUUAAUUCCACAUUUACGGAAGCCCAAUUUGGGUUGAAGUUGCUUUCAGAUCUAACUGAAAGUCAGCUAGCUCCAUGUGUAUUCUCUCCAGUUUCAAUUUUAUUAUCGCUAGCUUUGGUGCAUCUUGGAGCCAAGGGUCAUACGCGAAAUGACAUUCGAAAUUCUGUAGUGAAUGGAAGCACUGAUGAGCAAUUCAUUGAGCAUUUUGCGUUUGUUAACAAACUUUUGAACAACACGGUGAAUGAUGUGGAGACACUCAUUGCUAAUCGUCUUUUUGUCGCACCCGAACAAGCCAUCCGCAAAGACUUCACCGACCAACUCCAAGAACACUACAAUGCCAAAACAUCCACAGUUGACUUCAAAAAGUCCGACGAUGCGGCAAAAAUUAUCAAUGGUUUCAUAUCAGAAGCAACUAAAGACAAAAUCAUUGACAUGGUGAAACCGGAUAAUUUGAAGGAUGUGGACGCCAUGCUGGUCAACGCUAUAUUUUUCCAAGGAGACUGGCGCAAGAGAUUUUCGGAGCCUUCAGAAUCGAAUUUCAGUGUUUCCGACACGGAAAAUCGUCUGGUUCCUAUGCUUCGUGAGCUCAGGGAUAACUAUUUUUAUAAUAAGGAUGACGAAUGGGAGGUCAUUGGAAUUCCAUUCAAAGACAAAUCCGCCUGGUUUGCCAUUUUUCUCCCUAUUCGUAGAUUUGGGCUUUCGAACAAUCUGAAAACCCUCAACGCUGCUAAAUUCCACAAUCUCAUCAACAAUGUCUACCAAGAAUACAUUUUUCUGACUUUCCCAAAGUUCAAACUGGAUUAUCAGAUCAGUUUGAAUCAGGCUCUUGGAAAAUUUGGCCUUUCUGAGAUAUUCACGGAACGAGCUGACUUGUCUGGAAUUGGUCCAGGGCUUCAGUUGGCGUCAGCAACACAUAAGGCUCUUAUUGAGGUAGAUCAAGUAGGCACUCGCGCCGCUGGCGUCACCGAAGCCAAAAUCUAUUUCACGUCUGGACGAAGCGGUGACCCUCUGAGUAUUCGUGCUGACCAUCCGUUCCUCUUCUCAAUCAUCAAAGACAAUUCGCCGCUUUUCAUGGGCAUCUAUACUUGA